Messenger RNA from Funneliformis geosporum, 421 nucleotides. Lineage: Eukaryota; Fungi; Glomeromycota; Glomeromycetes; Glomerales; Glomeraceae. The record is from the annotation of a GenBank genome assembly.
AGAAGAUCAUCCGGCAGUGGUCGUUUCAAACAAUUGGCAAAAUGAAAAAGGUUCGCGAGUGGUAGUUUUACCCAUGAGUUCUAAAAUAGAAAAGAUCUAUCCCUUUGAUGUUUAUGUAGGAAAGGCAGGAAAAUUGCCACCUAAUUUAUUUACGAAAGCUGAAAUUAAGUUAAAGAAAGUUUUGGCUUUUGAGGAACGGAUUAGCCAUUUAGCCGAGGGGCAUAACCGAGGAGGUUUUGACCUUAAAUUUACUAAGCCGGUUAAAGAAUUCAUAGAUGUUUAUGCUUGUAUUGGCUGUAGAGCACCCGGCAAAAAAGGAGAGCCAACCGCGGAAGAAUUAAACCGAGACAUUCCCGGUUAUGGAUUUCAAUUUGAUUCAGAGGCUCAUGGAGAUAGCUUAGAUAACACAACCGUGAUUUGA